Molecule: messenger RNA, 1676 nt
Organism: Prionailurus viverrinus (fishing cat)
Lineage: Eukaryota; Metazoa; Chordata; Mammalia; Carnivora; Felidae
Gene: CEP43
Product: centrosomal protein 43
Exons: 13
Coding region: 100-1308 (402 amino acids)
Biological process (GO): microtubule anchoring
Cellular component (GO): centrosome
Molecular function (GO): protein binding
Source: RefSeq, a predicted model, not a curated record
CCGGGGGCGUGGUCUCGGGCGCGUCGCCGCGCGCCGAGCGGAAUCGGCGGCGGCCGUUGGCCGUUGGCGCGGCUUGGGCGGUUGUCUUGGAGAAGCAAGAUGGCGGCGACGGCGGCCGCGGUGCUGCCGGAGGAGGACACGGAGCUGCGAGACCUGCUGGUGCAGACGCUGGAGAACAGCGGGGUCCUGAACCGCAUCAAGGCUGAACUCCGAGCAGCUGUGUUUUUAGCCCUAGAAGAGCAAGAGAAAGUAGAGAACAAAACUCCUCUAGUCAAUGAGAGCCUGAGAAAGUUCUUGAACACGAGAGAUGGCCGGCUGGUGGCUGGUCUUGUUGCAGAAUUUCUUCAGUUUUUCAACCUUGACUUCACCUUGGCCGUUUUUCAGCCUGAAACUAGCACAUUUCAAGGUCUUGAAGGUCGAGAGAAUUUAGCCCGAGACCUAGGUAUUAUUGAAGCAGAAGGUACUGUGGGUGGACCUUUAUUAUUAGAAGUGAUUAGACGUUGUCAACAGAAAGAAAAAGGAUCAACCAAUGGGGAGGGUGCGCUAGAUCUCUCUGAUGUGCAUUCUCCACCGAAGUCACCGGACGGCAAGGCGAGCGCACACAGCGGUCCCAGCAAGAUACCAAGGUACACAGGACAGGGUAAGAAGAAGACAAGCAGGCGGAAGUCUGGUGCCAAGAAGGCCAACAGUGAGGCCAGUCAGAGUGACACGAGUCUCUCCUCAUCAGAACCAAAGAGCAGAAGCAGUCUCCACUUGCUGACUCAUGAAACGAAAAUUGGAUCUUUCCUAAGUAACAAAAGUCUAGAUGUCAAAGACAAAGCUGGUCUUUGUCCAGACGGAGAUGAUAUGGAAGGCGAUUCUUUCUUUGAUGAUCCCAUUCCUAAACCAGAAAAAACUUACGGUUGGAGGAGCGAGCCCGGGCCGCCCGCCGGAAGCCUCGCCUCGCUCUCGGACGCGCCCCCCUUGAAGAGCGGCCGCAGCUCCCUGACCGGAGCCCCCGGAGCCCCCUCGUCCGCAGAGGCCGGAAGUAAAAGAGGAAACACGGUUUUGAAAGAUCUGAAGUUGGUCAAUGAUAAAGUUGGAUCUCUUGGGUUAGGGACUGGAGAAGACGACGACUAUGUUGAUGACUUCAACAGUACCAGCCAUCGCUCAGAAAAAAGUGAGCUGAGUAUUGGUGAAGAGAUCGAGGAAGAUCUUUCUGUGGAAAUGGACGACAUCAAUACCAGUGACAAACUUGAUGACCUGACGCAGGACCUGACUGUGUCCCAGCUCAGUGAUGUCGCGGAUUAUCUGGAAGACGUUGCAUAGACACGAAAGGAGGAAGUAUUCUCAUCAACAAAGGACAGAGGACUCUGAUCAGUUGCAUCCCCGCCCACCCCCCCCCCCAACCCGCCCCAGACAAUCACUCUUUGCUGGAAUGUCUGCUCCCUGUUGGUGCCUUGUGUUUCAGAAAAGACUGCACAUAUUUUUAAAAAUUAACUUUUCGUUAUACUAAACAAACGCUUCCGACUUGAGCCCAUGUGUGGAAGAUACAAGUUCUUAAUUUGGUUUGGCUGCACAUUUCUCUGUGGAAAUUGAUUAUCUACAACUCAGACUCCUCACAGGGAGUGAACCCAUGAAAAUACGAGUAUUAAGAGCAUCCUGAAAGGUGUCAAUAAAGCUGUAGGUUCACACAA